This is a messenger RNA of Sorghum bicolor (sorghum), 2756 nucleotides long. RefSeq names its product protein DETOXIFICATION 56. Gene Ontology annotation, cellular component: membrane. The transcript has a single exon. The record is from RefSeq and is a predicted model, not a curated record. Gene Ontology annotation, molecular function: antiporter activity; xenobiotic transmembrane transporter activity. Lineage: Eukaryota; Viridiplantae; Streptophyta; Magnoliopsida; Poales; Poaceae. Bases 528 to 1982 code for a protein of 484 amino acids. Gene Ontology annotation, biological process: xenobiotic detoxification by transmembrane export across the plasma membrane.
UGAAGCAGAUUAAUGGUGAGCAAAUAAAUUAAGCGCACCAACAAUAAAAUAUGAAAAGGCCGGGAAAUGCAAACAAACUAAAGAGAGAACAAGCUGCAUGCGUACGUUGUAGACAGACAGAGUGGCAGCAGGGGUGUGACAAUAGGAGUGAGAAUCAGCGAGAGAGGCAUGCCUGGCCGGCCCCAUCCUAUGUCUACACAAGGUAUGCAUGCGACGUACGUACGUGACACUACUACUAGCUAGUAGUGUCAGCGAUGGAGCGUGACACUACACAAGGUAUGCAUGUAGCUGUAAUCCAUCCAUCUCUGGCAUGCAGAUGGAGAUGGUAUGUACGUAGUAUCUGCGUGCGCCUGCAGCAGAUAGCUAGAACCGAACCGAACCGUUGCUGGCCGUUAAUUACGAUCCAUCAUCAUCGCAGCGCAGGCAGCAUGCACCAUAUGUAUACUAGUCGUAUUAUUGUGUAGGUGCUGUAACCCCAACAAACUCUGCGCUCACGCGCAUCUGCUUUGCUUCGUCAUCCAUCGGCCAUGACGACACCACCGCCACCCAAGCAUGAGCCGCAUGGCCUCGCCGCUGUUGCGGCCGAGGUGCGCGCGCAGCGCGGCAUCGCGCUCCCGCUCAUCGGCAUGAACCUCACCUGGUUCGCCAAGCAGGCCGUCACCACCGCCUUCCUGGGCCGCCUCGGCGACCUCCAGCUGGCCGCCGGCACGCUCGGCUACAGCUUCGCCAACGUCACCGGCUUCGCCGUCCUCACCGGCCUCUGCGGCGCCAUGGAGCCCAUCUGCGGCCAGGCGCACGGCGCGGGGAACGUCGCCCUCCUGCGCGGGACGCUGCUCAGGGCCACGCUCAUGCUCCUCGCCGCCUCCGUCCCCAUCGCGCUCCUCUGGACGCGCGUCGACGCCGUCCUGCUGCGCUUCGGCCAGCAGCCCGACAUCGCCGACACGGCCAGGACCUACGUGCUCUGCCUCCUCCCGGACCUCGCCGUCACCUCCGUGCUCAACCCGCUCAAGGCCUACCUCAGCGCGCAGGAGGUGACGCUGCCCACGCUGUUCGCCGCCGCGCUGGCGCUGGCGCUCCACAUCCCGCUCACCGUCUCGCUCUCCGCCAGGAUGGGCGUCAGGGGAGUGGCCGCGGCAGUCUGGCUCAGCGACCUCGCCCUCGCGCUCAUGCUCGCCGCCUACGUGCUCGCCCACGAGCUCCGGCGGGGGACGACGACCAAGCCACCAACACCAACACCAACACCUGCCUCCCCGACGUCGUCGCUCCUCCGUCUCGCCGUCCCCUGCUGCCUCAACACCUGCCUCGAGUGGUGGUCCUACGAGAUCCUGGUGCUCCUCACGGGCCGCCUCCCCGACGCCCGCCGCAUGGUGGCCGUCGUCGCCGUCACCCUCAACUUCGACUACCUGCUGUUCGCCGCCAUGCUGUCGCUGUCCGUCAGCGCGUCGGUGCGCGUCUCCAACGAGCUGGGCGCCGGGGACGCCGCCCUGGCGCGCCGCGCCGCAAGGGUGUCCGUCGCGGGCGGCUUGGCGGCGGGCCUCGCCGGCGGCCUGCUCAUGCUGGCGGCGCGCCGGCCGUGGCCCCGCAUAUACACCCGCAGCCCGGAGGUGCGGGACGGCGUGGGCCGGGCCAUGAAGGUCAUGGCCAUGCUGGAGGUGGUCAACUUCCCGCUCAACGUCUGCGGCGGCAUCGUGCGGGGCACGGCGCGCCCGCUGCUGGGCAUGUACGCCGUCGUCGGUGGCUUCUACGUGGUGGCGCUGCCGGUCGGCGUCGCGCUCGGGUUCAAGGCCCGCCUCGGACUCGAGGGACUGCUGGCCGGCUUCCUGCUGGGCGCCGCCGUCAGCCUGGCGGUGCUCGUCACGGUCAUCGUGUGCAUGGACUGGGCGGCAGAGGCAGACAAGGCGCGGACCAGGGCAGGGGAUGCCGGUGCCGGUCGUGUCGAGCCGUCGGCGACCAAGGCGCCGGUGGAAUCGGAGGCUUGCUAGCUCAUGGAUCGCCACCGUUUAUAUAUACAACAAACAAACAUCCUGUGCUGUCUGUCAGCGUUUGUGUAAACAUAUACUCCUGAACCUGAAUUGUGCAGUCGAAGCAACAGAAACCAAAUUGUAAGACUAUUCAUCCCAUUCCCAAACUACUAGACUAAUUUCAGAUCCAGUUUUUGGUAGCCAUGCCCAUGCAUGCAUGGUGGAGCUGAGACAGCAGAUUAAAGAGAGCAGCAGACAUCACUACUGGACUUCCUUUUGCAUCUUGCUCCAUGAGUCAGAUCCCUUCAAAUAAAGAAGAAUGCUGCCGGACCUGAGAAAUUUGCAGCGCAUCAUCUGCUACUGUCAGUAAGAGGAAAGGACAGAACGUGGUGGUGGACACUGAUGUGAGGAGGAGUUUGAGAAUAAUAUUUAUUUGUUUGUGUUUUUUUAAAAAAAUGACAGGAAUUCUUUGGCCUGCUCUGCUGCAGUUAACACUUGGGCACGACCUUCAGUGGUAUUGAUGAUCGAUUUGAGCAAUGAAACAAACCCUGAGUACCAAGGAGAAAGAUAAUUAACAGAAUUAUUGCAAAAAAAAGAAAAAAAAAACAGGCUGAUAAUCUCCAUGCUGCUGACGGCAUAACCGUGAUUCUCCCUGAGGCUUACUUUGGCAGCACAGGUAAAUUAAUCACGGGAAAAUAGUCACGCGCGUGGAAUUUUUUUGACAUUUGAUUCCCACUACCAUCUCUGGGGAGAUAUACAUGCGGGGGGGAGUUUUGCUGUGGCUGUUUGGCAUCC